Vidua chalybeata is the source of this 1485-nucleotide messenger RNA. RefSeq names its product solute carrier family 25 member 40 (gene SLC25A40). Gene Ontology annotation, biological process: mitochondrial transmembrane transport. NCBI's taxonomy places the organism in Eukaryota, Metazoa, Chordata, Aves, Passeriformes, Viduidae. The transcript is spliced from 12 exons. Bases 106 to 1122 code for a protein of 338 amino acids. The record is from RefSeq and is a predicted model, not a curated record.
GUUCUUCCCUCCUCCCCGCAGCCCGGACCGUGCCUGAGCCGCGGAGACCUUUGCCCCCGGCGGGCGCCGCCGAUAAACGGGUUUUUUUACUCUGGGGAUAAAGCCAUGGCUGAAAUGAGUGAUAUCAAUGUACAAAAACUAAACGUUGUUCAGCAAGCAAUAGCCUCUUGUUGUGGAGCUAUAAUUACAUCAUUAUUUGUAACUCCUCUUGAUGUUAUCAAAACUCGACUGCAAGCCCAAAGGAAUCCAUUUCAUGAAGGAAAGUGUUUUGUAUACUCCAAUGGCCUUAUGGAUCAUGUAUAUGUUUGUGAAAAUGUGGACAGCAAAGCCUAUUAUAAAAAACCUGGGCAUUUCAAAGGAACAUUGGAUGCAUUUGUGAAAAUUAUUAGAAUAGAGGGAAUUAAGUCACUGUGGAGUGGGCUUCCCCCAACACUAAUAAUGGCAGUUCCUACCACAGCAAUCUAUUUUACCUGCUACGAUCAGCUGUGUGAAGCUUUGAAAAACAGACCAGGAAAGCAUGAUGAGCACAUUCCAGUUAUUGCAGGUUCCUUAAGCAGGUUUGGUUCUUCCACUGUGGUGAGUCCCCUGGAGCUGAUCAGAACUCAAAUGCAGUAUCGCAGGUCGUCCUACAAGCAGCUGUACCUGCGUAUCAGCACCAAAGUGGCUGCAGAUGGGUGGUUCUCCCUGUGGCAGGGCUGGACUUCUACUGUUCUGAGAGAUGUCCCUUUCUCAGCAAUGUAUUGGUAUAAUUAUGAACGUUUCAAGAAGAUGAUGUGCAAGGAAGUUGGUGCAAAUGAAUAUACAUUUUUUGUUUCUUUUACUUCAGGAGCAGCAUCUGGCUCUAUUGCAGCUGUUGUAACUCAGCCAUUUGAUGUAGUGAAAACACAUAGGCAGAUUCAACUUUGGGAGAAUGAGACCUUAAAAAUUCCACAGAGGGACAGUAAAUCAACCUGGGCAGUUAUGAGGAAAAUUGCUGCCGGAAAUGGGAUUACUGGAUUAUUUGCCGGUAUUACUCCACGGCUGUUUAAAGUUGCUCCUGCUUGUGCCAUAAUGAUCAGCACGUACGAAUAUGGAAAGUCUUUCUUUUCUCAUUUAAAUGAAAAAAAGAAUCAACAUCCGUAAUUCUUCUUCGUCCAAUUGUAUGAAGGCAAAGUAUAUGAUGGAAGUUGUGCCAAAGUUAAAUCUGUCAAGAUGUGUUUUAGAAUUCCCAGUGAAUUUCUACCGUUACAUUUGCUGGAGAGAAAAAAAAAAAGGAAGGAAGAACAAAAGAAAACAAGAAAGGAGAAAGAGAAGAAAAAUUGAGGCUGGAUAUAGCAAUGAAGAAUAAUGACUUCCACCUGUGUUAAAUUUUAAACAUUCAUGAUUAAACAUUUUAGCUGAGUUUUAAAAUUAUGUUUAAAAAUGUUUUGGCUUUCUAAUCGUAAGAUAUAUUUCUCAGCAAGGAGGUUGAUACAGAGUGAAUUCAAUAAAUACUUAUUUAUUCUU